UUGUAACAUUCACACAAUAAGAAUAUCUGUUAAAUUCAUUCAUAUCUACCACCGUUCCCAACAUUACCAUACACAAGGAAAGAGGAGUACAUCUGUGGAUUUGGGAUCGAUUGCUUUGGCCUGAAAAAGCUCUCGUUGCUCUGCUAGUCUAGUUUGACAAGCGGGUUUGUUUAUCUAGCACUUCCGCUAUGAUGGGAGUCGCCUUUAGCGAUAUUUAUUCCCCUCGUUGUUUUUAUUUGGGGGCAUUAAUCCAUCGUAUGUUUGACGUGCACAAGGACCGCACUUCUUCGCCGAUUCUAAACUAGUUUUCUGAGUCUUUUUCCCCCAGAUAAAUUAGCAUGUAUGCUAGCUUAAAAAAGUGCGAGCUAGCAACUGACCGUCUUCCAUCGAGGAAUUCCAUCCAUCCAUCAUUUUCCUACCGCUUGUCCCUUUCGGGGUCGCGUGGGGGUGCUGGAGUCUAUGUCAGCUGCAUUCGGGCGCUAGGCGGGGUAAACCCCGGACAAGUCGCCACCUAAUCCAGGUUCCAUCCAUCCAUUUACUACCGCUUGUCCCUUUUGGGGUGGCGGGGGGUGCUGGAGUCUAUCUCAGCUGCAUUCGGGUGGAAGGCGGGGUACACCCUGGACAAGUUGCCAUCUCAUCCAGGUUAUUUUCAUCAAUACGUUUUAUCGUGUGCAACAUGGCUGACAGAAGGGAGCAAAAAACCCCGAGGAGGAGUUUGUCUUUGUCCAAAAACAAGAAGAAAAGUGGUGUAAACACGACUCCCAUCACGUCUUUCUUUAGCAACCCGCAUCCUCCUAAACUGCCCUGUCCGCUGUGUGGUCAAAUAGUUCCCAGAUUUGCUAUCAAUGAGCACAUCGAUUUGCAGUGCAAUAACUUUGAGAGAGGAGAUAGCAGUGCAACACCAGCAAGUAAUAUCGUGGUGUCACCCACAAGCAAAUCGUCUGAGUUGGAGUUGAUUCCAGAUGAGGCAGAGUCCAAAACAAGCCCAUAUUUCAAAGCAAGAAGCUCUCCCAAUGUGUCCGGGGAGAAGUGCGACAAAACUGUAGUUGGAACUUUAGAUCUUGGACGUUUGUCAUCCAAGUUAUCGAGAAAAUGCACGAAGAGAAAUGAAAUAAAGCAUCCUGAUCAGACCCGAGAGUCUGUGGAUUAUGCAAGCAACUCGCAGAAAGAAAAUUCGGAAAGCACCAUUGACCUGACAACAAGUGCUCAGAAAUGCACGACGACGACAGAAGGUUUCGAGAAAGCAACAAAACUAUCUCCUAUUCAUCUGCAUCCCUCAUCUUCCACACUGUCGAAGAGAAAAUCCCCUGACAGUCAGAAGAUACCUAGUUUGAGAAAGAAACCCAAACAUGAAGCAUCCAGCUGGACUCGAACAUUGUUUGGUAAAAAUGCAGCACAGACAACCGAAGAGCCAUCUGCACCUGAUUGUAACCUCCUUUCCGACUCAAACCAAUCCUCCUCUCACGUUGUCAGUGAUUUACAGGCAAUCUCCGAGGCUGAGAAAAACAAUAACAACCAGACGGUUGACACCUCGCCCACACAAAGACUGCCAUACUACCUACGCAACUUCCAAACUGUCCUGCAGGCCGUGCUGCAGAACGAAGAUGACAGACGCCUGUUCAACCAGGAGGACAUGACACUGGUACAAGCCUUUGAGAAGCUAUCAGUCAUGGGACAGAAGUUGUAUGUGAGAUUGUUUCAACGAAAAUUGAAGUGGCUUCAAGUGGAUAAACUGGAUUAUGAAGAAAUAUGCAGUAACUUGGAGCCUGUUGCUCAUGAGCUGGUGCAAGGUGGUCUUCUACAGUCAGAGAAUGACCUUCACGAAGUAGCAGAAGCUCUGGAACUCUUGCCGGCUCCCGAGCUCAAAUCUCUGGCCAAGAUAUUUCAUCUGGGCAAUUCUGGCACUCAAAAACAACAGCUAGUGGAGGGGCUUCUCCGCCUGAGCAAGCAGAAGUCGCUGUUUUCUCUGAGCCAGGCUCAAAACAACAUUGGCGCCAUCAUCUUGAAAAGGGCAAAGCAGCUUGCGGGUUCCUGCGUGCGCCUGUGUCGUGGUCCUCGGGCCGUUUUUUCUCGAAUCCUUCUACUCUUCUCUCUGACGGACACUAUGGAUGAGGAGGAGAUGGCAGCAGGUGGACAAAGCCAGCUUUAUACCAUCUUGCUUGUCAAUUCAGGGCGUCUGGCUUUCCCAGGGUACACGGUGCAGCGCACUGCAAAAGUGUUUCAAGACAGAGACGACCUGAUCAGAUAUGAAGCAUCCAUGCGGACCUUACAGGAGGUCAUCCUGGCUAUGCAGUCAGGUCAUUGGGAAGAGGCAUCGGACCUUUAUACUGCUGCCAAGAAUGACUGGCAGCACCUGAAGGAGAGUCUUGAUCUCAGGAUUAUAUACAUUAUUGUGGUAUGCACCAGUCACCAGGAGGAGCUGCCAGUGUUUCUGCGCAGCUUUACAGCAGGAUGGGCCUACACUCGCAUAUUAUCAAGAGGAGUUGAGAUCUUACAGAGGCUACGCCGUUAUGAGGAGGCAGUCAGUGAGCUGCAGUCGUUACUGCUGCAAGAUGUUUACUGUCCUGACAGUCGAGGGCGCUGGUGGGACAGACUAGCACUGAACCUUCAGCAGCACCUCAAAAAACCCGAAAAAGCUAUCUGUGCAAUGAGAGAUGGCUUGUCUGACCCACUCGUGCGAACUGGACAUAAGCUGUCUCUCCACCAGAGAGCUGUCAGGAUGAGAGAAUCACCCAGCUUUAAGAAGUACCGUCUACAGCUUAGAGAUCUCCCUACUCUGGAUGUCCAGGAUGUUAAACAUGUGACCAUUCGAGGUCAGCUGUUUCCCCAUGAAGGGGGCAUGGGCAAAUCUCGCUUUCUGGUACCAUCCAAUGAGGAUGAUUGCUCUGAUGCCACUGUAAUUUGCUCUGUGGAAGACUUGUCUUUAGCGCAUUACCGCCAGCAAGGUUUUGACCAAGGGAUCCACGGAGAGGGUUCGACAUUCUCAACACUGUUUGCCCUCCUGUUGUGGGACAUAAUUUUUAUGGACGGUAUAUCCGAUGUUUUCAGAAAUCCUUACCAGACGUGCCCACUGGACCUCUACACUGACUGCUUUUAUGAGAACCGAAAAGAGGCAGUCGAAUCACGUGUGCAGCUACUUAAGGAAGCUUCUGUGGAAACUUUGCACGCUAUGUUGGAGGAUGUCUGGACCUCCCAGAAGGGUAAAGUGUGUGCAUGUGUCAACUGGGAGCGCUUCACCUCUCUAAGUCAAGCGCAGUCUCUUGUGUCAUGUAUGGGCGGAGCCUUCUUAGCAGGAGUGAUAGCACGGAUGGCAAAAGACCUCAGGCAUUGUCGUGGAGGUCUGCCUGACCUCGUCGUAUGGAACGCAUCCACUUACAAGCUGGUGGAGGUGAAAGGGCCCAGUGACCGUCUGUCCCAGAAGCAACAGAUCUGGCUGGAUGAGCUGCAAAAACUGGGCGCAGAUGUAGAGGUGUGUCAUGUGGUGGCCACCGGAGCCAGAGGAUCUCGUCUCAAAUGAAUACAUACAAUUCUGUUUAUCUGGACUGAAUGUUAAGUAUGCCUGCUUCUCUCAGCUGUGGGGGAUAAAUUGCAGAGUGAAAUUGGAGUCUAAUUUGUUACCUUGUGCCAUUAUUUAUCUGGGAAAGCACUGCCUCCAACAAAAAGGAGCAUCAUCACUCAGAAGAAGCCAGGAUCGCAAAUAGCUUUCAACAAAAGAUAUUAAGAGCUCACACAAAUACCUUUACUGAUGACAAACAACAGAUGUAAUAACAUUUUAGUAUAUUUAAUACUCCGCUCAAUAAAAUAUAUCAUCACUCUAACGUGGAAUGUAUCGGCCCCUGAAUUGUGAAACACAUACAUUACACCGAACAGUGCACAAAUUUAAUACAACCAUUAUGAAAUUAUUUUUUUGUACUGACUAUGCUGACCUUACAAAACGAAUAAAGAUGAGUUUUGAUUAA
Messenger RNA from Nerophis lumbriciformis (worm pipefish), 3959 nucleotides. RefSeq names its product FANCD2 and FANCI associated nuclease 1 (gene fan1). Gene Ontology annotation, cellular component: nucleus. The record is from RefSeq and is a predicted model, not a curated record. NCBI's taxonomy places the organism in Eukaryota, Metazoa, Chordata, Actinopteri, Syngnathiformes, Syngnathidae. Gene Ontology annotation, molecular function: 5'-flap endonuclease activity; flap-structured DNA binding; 5'-3' exonuclease activity. Gene Ontology annotation, biological process: interstrand cross-link repair.